Messenger RNA from Saxophila tyrrhenica, 501 nucleotides. RefSeq lists its product as uncharacterized. The transcript has a single exon. Lineage: Eukaryota; Fungi; Ascomycota; Dothideomycetes; Mycosphaerellales; Extremaceae. The coding region runs from base 1 to 501 and encodes 166 amino acids. The record is from RefSeq and is a predicted model, not a curated record.
AUGGGUCGUGGAUACUAUGAGCUGCCUCGAGACCGGGCACCGUCGCCGUAUGGACCACCGCGACCGCGGAUAAGGUGCACGCCUUCGAGCGCUCCCGUCGACAAAGUCGCCAGCCCACGCACACUGCCAGGCCAACGCAAUGAUCAACCCCAUGUGGUCGUCCUUCCUGCAACCGGAGUGUCACCGUCGGCCGAUUUUCAGGACCUGGUCAACAUGAACAGCACCGCUACUAUCGAGACCAUCGGCGACGUCGCACAAAUCUCCGUGGCACUUUCACGAAGCCCGGACGUUGUAUUUGCGCCUGGCCUUCUUGCGAGCCACAGCAUGUCUCCAGACGUUCGAUCAGCGCUUGGUCGGUAUCUGGCAUCUGGCGGGAAGCUCGUCACCGAAUCGAGCCAGCUGUCCGCCCUUCUUCAGCAGCCCCGCCGAGUCACCUCGCCUUCGAGCGAUGAGGAGAGCGAUGGGUCGAAAGAGGGGGAUGGUCGGUCUGGUACACCUUGA